Colletotrichum gloeosporioides is the source of this 1601-nucleotide messenger RNA. RefSeq lists its product as uncharacterized. The coding region runs from base 81 to 1601 and encodes 506 amino acids. Gene Ontology annotation, cellular component: nucleus. The transcript is spliced from 3 exons. Gene Ontology annotation, molecular function: DNA-binding transcription factor activity, RNA polymerase II-specific; transcription cis-regulatory region binding; zinc ion binding. The record is from RefSeq and is a predicted model, not a curated record. Gene Ontology annotation, biological process: positive regulation of transcription by RNA polymerase II. NCBI's taxonomy places the organism in Eukaryota, Fungi, Ascomycota, Sordariomycetes, Glomerellales, Glomerellaceae.
CGUACAAGCUUCCUCUUCGUCAUCUUGUCCUCGCUACGGUGGCACCCAUCGCCGAGCGCGCCGAGAGCCGUGAUAGCAACAUGGCGAAACGGGCUUGCUGGGAAUGUCAGCGCCGAGGGGUAGUAUGCGACUCGGCCCGUCCCGUAUGCUCCAAGUGUAAGCUUAGCGGCAUUGUGUGUCCUGGGUACGAGAACGUGAAGCCUCUGACUUGGGUCGCCCCCAAUCAGAUCACGACGCGGACUUGGAGAGGCAGGAAGCCAGCAGCCAAUAAGUCCAGCGCGCUGAAGAAUACCAAGAAGCCCAGCGAAAGGAAGGAUACAGCGCAAAGCAGAUCGGCCGAGGAACAGCUCAUUCAUAUCUUUCCUGGACAGGAGCUUCGGACAGAGACGUGUGAUAUUGCAGAGGCUUCACUUUACUGGAACAAUCAUGUCUAUCCGUACUUCUAUGACAAUCAGCUGACCAAGAGCCCCUGGGUUGUGCCCGCAUCUCACAUACACGCCAUGAAGCCUUAUCGGCGCCAUGGGCUGGUCGCGAUGGCCAUCGAGCACCGCAUGUCACAAUUAUCCCCGACCAGAAAUGAUCCUUAUGCGGCUGAAGUGAGAGCCAGAGCCUACCACCACCGACAUACGGCCAUUCAAGCCUUGAACAAGGAGAUAGCGAAUGAGACUACCCGGUUAUCCGACGCCACUCUGGCUGGCGUUGUCACGUUUAUCUUUGGCGAUCUGAUGGGUGGCGCCACAGCACCUAAUUGGCGUGUUCAUCUAAGAGGCUUUGCAGCAUUGGUGGCUUUGCGUGGCGGAUGGGAAGAGUUCUGCCUCAAGUCGCCGCAUCUGAAGACUCUGGUUCUGUUCUGCAAAAUGUCGUGUAUUUCAAGAGCCCAUAUUUGGCCACUCACUAACUCACUCGCGGAUAGUAUUGAAAAUCUUGCCAACACUACGAGCCCAGCUGACGACCAAGUAUCUCCACUGGAUAAUUACCGAAUACGAGACGUGAUAAGAGAUGUUUUCUCGAUCGGCUACUAUCCGCAAUUACCAUGCCCAAUCGAUUUGCUCAUUCACAUUGUCCACAUCAAUCGUCUCCGUUUCUUGGCCACGCUCGAGAACACGGGAAGCUCUGUCGGUCCGAUACAAAAUGAAGCAGAAGACGCAUUGGAUAGCAUUCUGGACUUCUCUCCAGAGACGUGGUCCAAUGGGAUGGAGUCGUCGGUUGAGGGCUUUCUGCUCAUGGGUCAGAUCUAUCAGUCGGCCGCAUUGCUCUUCGGAAUCUCAUCCUUGCAGAGUGCCGGUGCAAUACCUUCAUCAAAAGAGUGGAUAUCUCUCAAGAAAACCCAUCGCGACAGAUUAUUCGCUCUUCUCGACGAAACCACUACCUCUCGAGCACUCAAGAUAUGCACGACAUGGCCCAUGAUUGUGGCUGGAUUUGAGGCGAAAGGCGGGAGUCCUUGGAUGCGAAGUUUCAUUCUCGAUCGUCUAGGAGAGGACAGCCGACAACUGGGAAUCUAUCUCCCAGUUGCAGCAAAAGAGGUACUGGAGAAGUUUUACGCAUCCGCUGGAAAGCAUUGGGAUGAAUGUUUUGAUAGUCCUCGCGCACUUUUCACGUAG